Babesia bigemina is the source of this 1467-nucleotide messenger RNA. Its product is annotated as ribosomal processing protein, putative. NCBI's taxonomy places the organism in Eukaryota, Apicomplexa, Aconoidasida, Piroplasmida, Babesiidae. The transcript is spliced from 8 exons. Gene Ontology annotation, molecular function: protein binding. The record is from RefSeq and is a predicted model, not a curated record. Gene Ontology annotation, biological process: maturation of SSU-rRNA from tricistronic rRNA transcript (SSU-rRNA, 5.8S rRNA, LSU-rRNA). Gene Ontology annotation, cellular component: nucleolus; small-subunit processome. The coding region runs from base 1 to 1467 and encodes 488 amino acids.
AUGAAGUUGAACGUUUUGCAUCGCAGAGAUGCAGACUACGUGGCCCAGGGUCCUCACGACCGGCCCAAGCCGAUGCGCAAUCUGGACCCCGCCCUGCAUCCGCUCCCAAGGCAACGGGAGUAUGUGCGAGCGGUCGUGGCGGCGAAGCUCAAGCGGAUGCAUGCUAAGCCCUUCAUCGCGGCUCUGGAGGGUCACACCGACUCGGUUGACUCCAUGUCCAUGAGCAGGAGGAGUUUGUGUGAUCUGUUCACGGGCAGCUGCAACGGGGAGAUCAUGAUGUGGAAUAUGCUGACUAAGCGCAAAGGGAACAUCAUAGGGACUCACGAGGGCUUUGUGAAAGGCCUGUGCACAAAUGGUGAUGGGACGCUGCUGUAUUCGUGCGGUCACGACAAGUACCUCAAGUGUUGGAAGGUGCCUACCAGCGGACCCAUUGAAGAUGAGGAGCCUGAUGAACAGGGAGAUGAUGCUGGGCAACAGCGCAGUGCCCACCUACAGGGUGCCAUAAGUGACGUAAAGGUUCGCACCACCCCGCCGCCGGAGGUAGGAGGGCCGUCAGAUGCACGUCGUUCCAUUUUGACACAGCCGGCUGGAUCAUUCCUAACCAAUUCCACCCUCAACGGGCUGGACCACCACUGGACCGAGAGUUUGCUAGCCACAGCCGGGGACUCGCUGGAGGUCUGGGAUGGCCAGCGAAGCGCGCCCAUCAUGAAAUUCGACUGGGAUUCCGAGGCCCUGUACUGCGUCAGGUUUAACUAUUCAGAUGUGAACCUGCUGGCCGCCGCGGCGGCCGAUAACUCGGUCGGGCUGUACGACAUACGGGCGAACUCUCCGCUGCGCAAGCUUGUGCUCCAGCAACGCACAAACGCCAUCUGCUGGAACCCGCAGAACCCGCUGCAUUUCACAAUCGCGAACGAAGACUCUAACCUGUACACCUUCGACAUGCGCCGGCUGCAGAGGGCGCUGUUGGUGCACAAGGGCUUCACUAACGCAGUAACUGAUGUGGACUACAGUCCAGCUGGAACGGAGUUCGUGGCCGCAUCGUUCGACAAGGGCGUGCGGCUCUUCAACCUCGAGGGCAAGAGUCGCGACGCGUACUACAACCGGCGGAUGCAGAACGUGCUGUCGUGCCGAUACUCUUUGGACGGCAAGUUCGUGUGCACGGGCAGCUCCGAUAUGUGCGUGCGCAUCUGGAAGUCCGAGGCCUCGCUGAAGCUCGGUCCGAUGAGCCACCGCGAGAGGGCCGCGUACAACUAUCGAAACGCUCUGCAAGAAAAAUUCGCCGAUCUGCCGGAAGUCAAGAGGAUACUGAAACCGAGGCACCAGCCUGCUCUGGUGGUCAAGCAGAGCAAGCUGCGGGAGGCGAAGGCCGCCGCGAAGCGCAGGAGGGACGUCAACCGAGCGCUACACUCCCGCGACGGAGAAAUUAUCCAGGAGAAGCGCAAGCCCAUCAUACGGCAAGUGGAAUAG